UACACACUGGCGAUAAGCAGGCACCUCUAAGCUAAACUGCAUGCCAUCUGUGACCUCCGUAUUUUUUGCGCACGUUCGUAGCGAGGGGCUACAGAGCUGAAAGCGCAUCUGCACGCCUACAACUGUAACAAGCGGGUCAGACGUCGUUGCACCUAUCCCCGACGGUGAGUUUCAGAGUUCUCUUUUGAAAUGGCUACUACGUGCUACGUAACCGACAAUGCUAUGCUGAAACACUGGAAUCCGUUGAAAAGGUGGAUGCCAGAGAGGCCCAAAAGGCUACAAGUCGCCCACCAAUUGCUUCAGACAAAGGGACUUUUGGACAGGGCACUCAUUUUGGAGUCGCGCUACGCCACUGACGAAGAGCUCGGGUUGGUGCACACGAAGGAACACAUCGAGUUGGUCAGGGCGACAGAGAAAAUGUCCUUGGAGGAAGUGACGUUGGAGAACCACCGCCUGGAUCCGGUGACCAGCAUAUGCCAGGAAACGAACCAGUGCGCCCGCCUGGCGUGCGGCUGCUUGCUACAGGCUGUCGACGCAGUCGUGUCGGGAAAAUGCCGCAACGGAGUUGCCCUCAUCCGGCCGCCGGGUCACCACUCGGCCGCAGCCACGGUGUCCGGCUUUUGCAUCUUCAACAACGCCGCGGUUGCUGCCCGCUAUGCUAUGCAACGUUAUGGUCUCAAGAGGAUUCUUAUAUUCGAUUGGGACGUACACCAUGGAAACGGAACGCAGGAUAUUUUUUACGACAGCAACUCCGUACUGUACGUCUCUCUUCAUCGAUAUUCCAAGAAAAUCUUUCCGAAAACGGAAAUCUCCGAUGCCACGUACGUUGGCAGAGGCGACGGAAGAGGGUACAACAUCAACAUACCAUGGACAAAGCCCGCCAUUACUGACGCCGACUACUUAACGGCCAUGUAUCAGUUGGUCAUGCCUGUCGCUUCAGAGUUUGACCCGGAGCUGGUGAUCGUGUCUGCUGGAUUUGACUCCGCAAAAGGAGACAUUCUGGGCGACUGUUGCAUCACGCCUGCCGGCUAUCAACACAUGACGUCACUCCUGAAGAACCUGGCGCACGGCAGGGCGAUCAUCCAGUUGGAGGGUGGCUACAACGUGGACGCAGUGGCCGAGUCCCUGGCUGCCUGCAUGGCGACGCUGAUGGGCGAUCCCUGCGGCUCCGUGACGAACAUGCAGCCCUCCACAAGUGCCAUGGAGUCGAUCGCGAGAGCUAAGGCUGCAGUGUCGCCAUACUGGAAAUGCCUUACUGAAGAACCUACGCCUAUCGUUGUGGAGCCUGAACGUGACAUUGAAACUUGGCAGAUUCCCGUCCUGAGUUGCCCACAUGGGAACAUGGUCAGCCGCUUGCCGAACCAGGGUCUAAGUUCAGACCUGAGGAACCUGGACAACGUAAACAAGUGGAUAUGCCUCACGUGCUUUCAGGUGCUGGAAAGCGAAAUCAAAAGCGAUGUUCUGGUGGAGCACGCCUUAAAGAACCAGCAUUUUCUCAUCGUCAAUACGCACACGUUGCACGUUCGCUGCCUUUCGUGCCGACAAGGAGUGAUCCACAAGGAAUUCAUUCCAAUACUGGCGCAACUCCACAAACAGGCGUAAUUACUAUAGGAAACCGCUUCUAGCGAGAUAUGUUUUGUAACGUACACGUAUAUACCUUCAGCUCACAAAUAACCGUUGCUACACUUGUUAUGAAGGAGAAAUCUAUAUCGGCCACGCACGACAAAUGCCCUGGCAGUGACGAAACAAAGUAAAUUUUUGUUCUUGUUUUCUGACUUAUUAUGUAAGAAUGCGCAAUAAACAAUCCCAGUUACCGUGUCUUGUGUUUGUAAAA
Molecule: messenger RNA, 1834 nt
Organism: Rhipicephalus sanguineus (brown dog tick)
Lineage: Eukaryota; Metazoa; Arthropoda; Arachnida; Ixodida; Ixodidae
Product: polyamine deacetylase HDAC10
Exons: 18
Coding region: 190-1602 (470 amino acids)
Biological process (GO): chromatin organization
Cellular component (GO): histone deacetylase complex
Molecular function (GO): histone deacetylase activity; zinc ion binding; methylthiotransferase activity
Source: RefSeq, a predicted model, not a curated record